Messenger RNA from Empidonax traillii (willow flycatcher), 1233 nucleotides. Its product is annotated as poly(U)-specific endoribonuclease-A-like. The coding region runs from base 1 to 1233 and encodes 410 amino acids. The transcript is spliced from 9 exons. Gene Ontology annotation, biological process: small GTPase-mediated signal transduction. Gene Ontology annotation, molecular function: guanyl-nucleotide exchange factor activity; RNA endonuclease activity. Lineage: Eukaryota; Metazoa; Chordata; Aves; Passeriformes; Tyrannidae. The record is from RefSeq and is a predicted model, not a curated record.
AUGAUCCACUACAUCGUGGGGCCUCAGAGGCUGCAGGAGGUGAGCACUGCCAACCUGGAGCGGGUGCUGCGGCGCUUCAACGAGCUGCAGUUCUGGGUGGCCACCGAGCUCCUCCUGUGCCCGGACGUGGCGCGGCGGGCGCAGCUCCUGCGCAAGUUCAUCAAGGUGGCAGCUCAACCCCCCGCUGUGUUUCUGUUCCCCCCCCCCAAAGACCUGUACACGGCCCCCGAGUCGUGCGUGGGCCGCUGCGGGGAGCCCCUGAGCGAGGAGGACGCGUGUCAUUGUCACCCGCGCUGCGAGGGGCUCGGCAGCUGCUGCGGGGACUACGACAGGCACUGCCGGCCCGGUGGGGAAGGGGAUGAGGAGGCAGAAGGAGCCCCAGGGGGGUUCUCCCGGAGCGGCGAUUCCAUCACGGAGCGGGAGCUGCUGGAGCUGUCGGAGCAGCUCUGGGGGUUGGAUCACAACCGGGCCCUGCCCGGCGACAUCACCAUCAACCCCCAGCACCGCGCGGGCCCCGGCGAGGAGCGACAGCGCCAGGACCUGUCCCCGCAGCCGCUCUACAAACACGUCAACGAGGAGCUGUUCUCCAAGCCCACCUACUCCAGCUUCAUCAAGCUGCUGGAUAAUUACCAGCGGGCCACGGGCAGGGGGGAGGAGGUGACGGCCGAGGAGCUGCGCGAGCAGGACAACUUCCUGGGGGAGGUGAUGAAAACGGAGCUCGUGAGGGAACUCUUCGCCUUCCUCCGCCACAAAAACCGGUACAGCUCCGAGCAGGAGUUCCUGGAGGAUCUGAAGGGGAUGUGGUUCGGCCUCUACUCCAGAGGGGACGGAGAGCAGGAUUCCAGCGGCUUCGAGCACGUCUUCUCAGGGGAGGUGAAGAAAGGGAAAGUGUCUGGAUUCCACAACUGGAUUCGCUUCUACCUCCUGGAGAAACAGGGAGUGGUCAACUACUUCAGCCACAACUUCGACGGCCCGUGGGACUCGUUCCCCACCGUGCUGGGGCUGCAGUUCAGCUGGGAUGGUUUCCACAAGGAGGUGGGAUCGGCCUUCAUCGGCUCCAGCCCCGAGUUCGAGCUGGGCCUCUACACCCUCUGCUUCCUGGCACGGCCUGGCCGGGCGUGUCACCUGAGCCUGGGGGGUCACAGGCUGAGCAUCCAGACCUUCCCCUGGACCAAAUCCACCUACGGCAGCGGCAGGAGCUUCAUCGCCACCGCCUACGUGAUGUCACCCUGA